CUCUUGGUCCAUCAUCGACGUUCAUUAAUACCAAUCCCGUCACACUCGCAACUCACUGAUAUAUACAAAGGAAAGCAUUGAAGACAACACAGAGCAAGCCCUCUUGCUUCCAGACACCUAGCUAAUGGCUACAUCCUGUAUAUACCUGUUCCUUCUCUCUGUGACCUUCACAACGUUCAAUCUUGGUUCAUCUUCGUCAUCAGAGGCGGAUAUCCUUCUCUCCUUCAAGGCCUCCAUUGAAGACUCUAGGAAGGCUCUGUCAAGCUGGUCCAAUACUUCCUCCACUCACUACUGUAACUGGACCGGAAUCGCCUGCUCCUCCACUUCUCCUUCCCUCUCUGUCACGUCCAUUAAUCUUCAAAACUUGAACCUUUCUGGGGACCUCUCGUCUUCGAUAUGUGAUCUUCCAAAUCUGUCAUACCUCAAUCUUGCUGAUAAUUUAUUCAACCAGCCCAUCCCUCUCCAUCUUUCUCAGUGUAGUUCGUUACAGACUUUGAAUCUCAGUAAUAAUCUCAUAUGGGGAACCAUCCCAAUGCAGAUUUCUCAGUUUGGUUCAUUGAGAGUGCUUGAUUUCAGCAGAAAUCACAUCGAAGGAAAUAUCCCAGAAAGCUUGGGCUCCCUGAAGAAUCUCGAAGUCCUUAACAUGGGAAGUAACCUACUAUCAGGUGAUGUGCCUGCUAUCUUCGUGAAUUUAACUAAGCUUGCCGUUCUUGACUUGUCUGAAAAUCCAUACUUGGAAAGUGAGAUUCCAGAGGGUAUGGGCGAACUUGGAAGUCUCAGGCAACUUCUGUUGCAAAGUUCUGGUUUUCACGGUGAAAUUCCGGAUUCUUUUGCGAACCUGCGUAGUUUGACCCAUUUAGACCUCUCCCAGAACAAUCUAACCGGUGAGAUUUCUCAGGGUCUGGUGUCUUCUCUCAAGAACCUGGUGUCCUUUGAUGUUUCACAGAACAAGCUUUCGGGGUCACUACCAAAUGGCGUUUGUAAUGCAAAAGGUCUCAUAAAUCUCAGUCUCCAUACAAAUAUUUUCAGUGGUUCAAUGCCCAACACCAUUGGUGAAUGUAAGAAUCUUGAGAGAUUUCAAGUUCAGAACAACGAGUUAACUGGAGACUUCCCUUCUUCGUUAUGGUCAUUACCUAAAGUUAAGCUCAUUAGAGCUGAAAACAACAGAUUCUCAGGACAAAUACCUGAAUCCAUAUCGGGAGCUGUUCAGUUGGAGCAAGUUCAGCUUGACAAUAACAGCUUUGCUGGUAAAAUUCCUCGGAGUCUUGGGUUGGUCAAGAGCUUAUACAGAUUCUCUGCGUCUCUCAAUCGUUUCUACGGAGAACUUCCUGUAAACUUCUGUGAUUCCCCUGUUAUGAGUAUUGUGAAUCUCUCUCACAAUUCCCUUUCUGGUCCAAUCCCAGAGCUGACCAAAUGCAGGAAACUGGUUUCAUUGUCUCUAGCAGACAAUAGUCUUACCGGACAAAUCCCUCCUUCCCUUGCUGACUUGCCAGUGCUAACUUACCUUGAUCUUUCAGCUAACAAUCUCACAGGCUCAAUACCACUAGGACUUCAAAAUUUAAAGCUUGCUCUUUUCAAUGUGUCCUUCAAUCAGCUAUCUGGCAAGGUACCUUAUUCCCUGAUUUCUGGUCUUCCUGCUUCAUUUUUGGAAGGAAACCCUGAACUUUGUGGCCCUGGAUUACCCACUUCCUGUUCUGAUGACCCUCCAAGAGACCAUUCCGGAGGUCUCACUCCGCUGGCAUGUGCCCUUAUCUCUGUAGCAUUCGUUGUGGGAACUGCGGUGUUUGUUGGUGGAUUUAUUUUGUAUAGGAAGUUUAGCAAGAGGAAUCAAAUAGGAUUUUGGCGCUCAGUGUUCUUCUAUCCCCUUAGAAUUACUGAGCAAGAUCUGCUUAUAGGAAUGGAUGAGAAAAGCUUGAUUGGAAAUGGGGGUGUUUUUGGCAAAGUUUAUGUUGUGAGUUUACCUAGCGGUGAACAAGUGGCCGUAAAGAAGCUAGUCAAUUUUGGCAACCAGACGUCAAAAAGUUUGAAAGCUGAGGUCAAGACAUUGGCUAAGAUUAGGCAUAAGAAUGUUGUUAAAAUCCUGGGGUUUUGCCAUUCUGAUGAGUCAAUCUUUCUCAUUUAUGAGUACUUGCGAGAAGGAAGCUUAGGGGACUUGAUUUCCCGUGAGGAUUUUGAGUUGCAGUGGGAGGCAAGAUUGAGGAUUGCCAUCAGAGUCGCUCAAGCACUAGCUUAUCUUCACAAUGACUAUGUUCCUCACUUGCUUCACAGAAACGUUAAGUCCAGGAACGUUCUGCUGGAUUCAAACUUUGAGCCGAAACUCACAGAUUUCGCUCUUGAUCGAAUCGUGGGAGAAGCCGCAUUUCAGUCAACUGUUGCUUCUGAAGCAGCAUCUUCCUGCUAUAAUGCUCCAGAAUAUGGGUACAGUAAGAAACCAACUGAAGAAUUGGACAUAUACAGCUAUGGUGUUUUAUUGCUAGAGCUUGUGACUGGGAAGCAAGCAGAGCAAACAAUAUCAACAGAAUCUCUUGACAUAGUGAAGUGGGUUCGAAGGAGAGUGAACAUCACUGAUGGGAUGCAUCAAGUACUUGAUCCCAAAAUAUCACAUUCCAGUCAGCGAGAAAUGAUUGGAGCUCUGGAAAUCGCUCUUCGUUGCACUUCCGUGGUGCCUGAAAAAAGACCAUCGAUGGUAGAAGUUGUUCGAGCUCUUCAGUUCCUUGAGUCACAAACCAUCGCUGCAAAUUCUCAGGAUUCGAAUGAGGAACCCUCGAUUCCAAUAUGAAAUCGUAACCCUGAGGGUCGAUUUUUCGUUGAAUCUUUUGUAUGUAAAUGCAGUUUUAUUUUUGUAAGCUGUUUUUGAUAUCUGAUGAUGAUUUGUGGUAACAGAAUGUUAAGGUGACGACGAUAUUCGUGUUUUGUAUCGGGUUCUGUUUUAGGGUUUUGACCACUGAUAUAUACACGAAAUCCUUCCGAUAUCGAA
This is a messenger RNA of Neltuma alba, 2977 nucleotides long. RefSeq names its product probably inactive leucine-rich repeat receptor-like protein kinase At5g06940. Bases 125 to 2779 code for a protein of 884 amino acids. Gene Ontology annotation, biological process: protein phosphorylation. The record is from RefSeq and is a predicted model, not a curated record. Gene Ontology annotation, molecular function: receptor serine/threonine kinase binding; protein kinase activity; ATP binding. Lineage: Eukaryota; Viridiplantae; Streptophyta; Magnoliopsida; Fabales; Fabaceae. The transcript has 2 exons.